Messenger RNA from Dermochelys coriacea (leatherback sea turtle), 2590 nucleotides. It is a transcript of the gene TRIM14, whose product is annotated as tripartite motif containing 14. NCBI's taxonomy places the organism in Eukaryota, Metazoa, Chordata, Testudines, Dermochelyidae. The transcript is spliced from 7 exons. Bases 1 to 1698 code for a protein of 565 amino acids. The record is from RefSeq and is a predicted model, not a curated record. Gene Ontology annotation, molecular function: protein binding; zinc ion binding. Gene Ontology annotation, biological process: innate immune response.
AUGCAUAACUUUACUCAUCGCCGAGCCCGCGAAGAGCGGUCUCUCCCGGCCACGGACCUGCGCGGGGGCCGGCUGGGAGCCGGGGGCGAGGCCCGGCGCGCUCCGCGGCCUGAGGCGGGGCCCGGGCCCGCCCCCUCGGGCCGGCGAGUUUCGGUUCCCGGGCCCGGCGGGAAGGAGGCGCAGCCCGGCCAUGGCGCAGCCCGAGUCCCAGCGCGGCGCCUCGGCCCUGGGCCCCCGGUGCGAGCUGUGCCCGGCGGGGCAGCGCGGCGCGGCGCGGCGGAGUGGAGCUGCCUCACCUGCCUGGCCUCCUACUGCGGGGCCCACGUGCGGCCGCACCUCGGGGAGCCCGGCGGGGCGCCCGCCUUCCGCGGGCACCGCCUGGGCCCGGCCGGGGAGGCGGCGGCCGAGCUGCGGGCGCUGCGGGAGCGGGGCCGCUGGUGCCCCGAGCACCGGGAGCGGCCCCGAGAGCUGUUCUGCGCCGACUGCGCGCUCUGCGUGUGCGCCCUGUGCCCGGUGCUGGGCGCCCACCGCGGCCACCGCGUCAGCCUGCUGGGGCAGGCCGCGCAGGGCACCAAGGAAUUCAUGACAAGAUACUUGAAGGAGCUAGAAUUGAAAAAAAACCAGGAAGUUGGCAAUAUAAGACAUGUAGAACAAGCUGUUAAUGACCUUAAGGCACACGCCUCGGCUAGUAAAGCAUCUCUGGCAGGGAAGUUCACAGAACUCCGGCUACUACUUGAUGAAGAGGAACAGCUGACAAAAAAAUUCAUAAAUGAAAAGACUCAACGGGCCCUCAUGAUGUAUGAUCAGCAGAUAGUGUCAUGUCAAGAACGAAUUCAAAUCAUAGAGAGCUUCUCAAACCGAGUCAGGGAGAUCCAACAGCGAAGUGAUCCCAUUCAGUUAUUACAGGACUACACAGCAUCAGAAAAAGAAAUACAGGAGCAGAGGGUUCCGGCAGAACAGUGGCACCCAGUGCCUAUGUCAUUUGAGCAUGUUAUGAACCAUUACAGGGGCUUGGCAAGAGCUAUUCAGUCUGUUGUGCAGAAACCUUUAGAAGCUCGACUUAAAGAAGACGUUUUCAGCAGCCUUAAUGCCACUUCCAAGAAGGAGCCUGGUACAAUGCUGAAAACAACGUCUACAGUUGAUAGAUCGCUAUUUUUAAAACAUGCGAGAUCUCCAACCCUGGAAUACGAUAGCCUUCAUCCCAGGUUGAGUUUGUCUGAGGAUCGUCUUACAGUAAGUUGCAGCUGGAGGAGGAAAUUUUACCCUUCUAGCCCCCAGAGAUUUGAUAAGUUAUGGCAAGUCUUGAGUAAAGAUGCCUUCUUCUCUGGGAGCCAUUACUGGGAAGUGGACGUGCUUCACGCUGGACAAGGAUGGUGGAUUGGAGCAGCGUUCCCUUCCAUCAAGAGACAUGGAGACUCUGAAACUUGUCGACUAGGUUGGAACAGAGCAUCCUGGUGUAUAAAAAGGUUUGACCUUGAAUACUGGGCAUUUCACAAAGGAGAGAGGACCCUGAUCCUGACACAUGACGAUCCCGAACGAAUUGGUGUUUUCCUGGAUUAUGAGGCUGGCAUCCUCUCGUUCUAUAAUGUAACUGAUGGUAUGGCCCACCUGCAUACAUUCCGCUGCAAGUUCACAGAGCCUCUUUACCCAGCACUUAGGCUAUGGGAAGGUGCAAUAACAAUCUGCAAACUGACUUAGGAAGUGAUGGGACAAAGAAAUGGAGCCUGCUUUUCAAUUAUUUGUGUGUAAAACUACUUUAAAAGGAAUUAAAAUUAAUUCUCCCAGAUUACAGCAACCAUGCUGUAAGGUUUUAAAGGGUGUAGCUACAGGUAUAUUUCUGACUCAAUAUUGAUCACAAAAAUGUGAUUCUCAGUACCCAGUUUAGAUAAAUACUCAGGUCCUUGUCAAAUACCCUAGAAGGUACUAUUAUAGAGUGAUUUUUACAUGAUUGUAUUUUUGAAGUGCUCUUCUGCCAUUUAUGAAUGGCAUCAGGUUAUGGAAUUGUAGGAAUCCUCCUCAGGGUGUCUAAAAGACUAAAGCAAUUUUACACUGUAUUUUUGUAGUGGAUUGUGGCUUACAAAAUAAAACUGUCCUAUUUUAAAUUACAUGAUAGCUAUCCUAAUUUAUGCAGCUGACAUUUAGAACAGGAGCUAGCAGUCCAUUUUAUUAAACUACUACCCUAUCUCCAGCUGGCUGUAGAGAUUACCAUCUUGCCAUAGGUAUUACUCUGAUCUUGGUUUAUGUAAGAUACAACUUUUAGUUUAAUUUUGUUAUUUGUCUGAAUUUGGAGAACAGAUCCAGUAACUGAAAUAGCUCAUGGUAAAAAGCUUCCCAGAACAAUCGAAGGAUUGCUUUCACUGUUGCCUAAAGCUCAUUUCAGAUUUUCUGGGAGUAAGGGCUUCUAUAUCUACACUAACUAGUGUUGUUUGGCUCCAGUAACUAGACCUUGAAUUGAGCUGAUUUAAGUAGUACAGCACACUUGCCCCUGGGGGAAGCCUGUCCUACUGUUUUACAAUCAAAUUUUCCGUAGAUGCACUCCUCCAGAAAUGCACACUUGCAGCUGUUCUGAAGGUGGCCACCCUUCACCCAU